This is a messenger RNA of Nomascus leucogenys (northern white-cheeked gibbon), 2437 nucleotides long. RefSeq names its product Ras and Rab interactor like (gene RINL). The record is from RefSeq and is a predicted model, not a curated record. Gene Ontology annotation, molecular function: small GTPase binding; guanyl-nucleotide exchange factor activity. Gene Ontology annotation, biological process: vesicle-mediated transport. Gene Ontology annotation, cellular component: endocytic vesicle; cytosol. NCBI's taxonomy places the organism in Eukaryota, Metazoa, Chordata, Mammalia, Primates, Hylobatidae.
GCCUGCCAGUGUCCCUUCCUCUAAGCCCCGUCACUGAAGGCCUGAGGCCCCAGAAAGAGAGAGGAAAGUUGACUUCAGAUACCCCAGCCCCGCCUCUUCCCCCUGCCUGCUCAGCUUCCUCUCUCUACUUCCUGCUACUGCAGGCCUCUCCUCCGAGAACAGGUAGGGCCCCCGGGGACCGAGCAUCUGGCAUCUUCAGCCCCUGCUGCCUCCCUUUGGUAUGAGGCAGCUGCCCUGACCCACCCCUGCCAUGCACUGCCCACAGCCUCCUCCUCUGCCACGGUACCCAAGCAGGCAUCUGCUUCCCUCUCCCCUCCCUUCCCCUCCCUUCCUUCCUGCUCUUGCCUGGGCAGGGCACCUGCGCCUCCCUCCCCACCUCCCUCCUUCCUAAUAACACCCUGGGCUUCUGGUCAAUGGCCUAAUGUAUUUGUUUAGCUGCCUAUUAUCCAUAUGCUACACCUGCCCCAAACAAGAAUGGAAGGCCCUGAGGGGAGGAGCCUGUCCUGUUCAUCACCCUCUCUCCAGGACAGAGGCACCUAAUUCCAGCCUGUAUUCAAGGCCAGCUCAUGACUCACUGGCUUCCUGCAACCUGAGGAUGGCCCAGACAGAGGACAAGGCACCUGAAGUCCCCACAGAGGGGGUGAGGCUGGUCCCACCACAGGUGAACAAAACAGACAGGACCCCUCUAGGGGUCCUCAGCACCCUAGAGCCACUUAUUCGCCUGCAGAGGACAUGGGGGGUGUGGCAUGUGCCAGAGCUGGAUACCCAGGAUGCGGAGGCCCUUGUGGGGCUGUGGCCACUAGGGAGUUUCUUGGUCACAGGACGUGACCCCAGCCAGGUACUGGUGUUGAGGACAGGACCUUUACCAGGAGAAGUCAACACCUACCAGAUCCAGAAAAUUCCCAGAGGUGUGUCCCUGGAAUCCUCCAACCUCUGCAUGCCAGACCUGCCCCAUCUCCUUGCCUUUCUAUCAGCCAGCAGGGAUGUUCUGCCCAGAACCCUGCUCUUGCCCCCUCCCACUCUAGGGCCCAGAGAUGAACACACAGAUCCUCUGCAGAUCGGCAGGGUCCAACAGGACACCCCAGGGAAGGUGCUUUCCAUUGUGAACCGGCUCUACCUGGAGACCCACAGAGGCUGGGGGAGGGAGCAGACCCCUCAAGAAACAGAGCCAGAGGCUGCGCAGAGACAUGAUCCAGCCCCCAGGAACCCUGCGCCUCACGGGGUCUCCUGGGUGAAAGGCCCGCUCAGCCCGGAAGUGGACCAUCCUGGGCCGGCUCUCACCAGCCUCCUGGAAGAGGAGGAAGAAGAUCUUGAAGGAAAGGAGGAAGGAAGGGAGGACGACCCUGAAGAGGAAGGCCCUGAGGACGUGCUCACCAUUCACGUCCAGUCUCUGGUCAGGGCCCGGAGCAGCUACGUGGCCAGGCAGUACCGAAGCCUUCGGGUGCGCAUCGUCUCAGAUUCUGGGGGUCCCCACGGGUCUGGGGACCCGGCCACGGAGCUGCUUCAGGAUGUGCGGCACCUCCUUACUGACCUCCAGGAUCACCUGGCAAAGGACUCCUACAUCAGGGCUGUCUUUGGAAACAGGGGUCCUGGGGUCCCCAAGAAGGGCGAGGAUCCAGGCCCCGCGCUGGAGACGGCGGUGUGCCAGGCGGUGCUGGCGCCCCUGAAGCCCGCCCUAUGGACACGACUCCGCACACUCCGAGCACCUGAGCUGCGGCGGCUGCGGCGGCGACAAACAGCCCUGCGGGCGGGGGCGGGGCCUCCGGGGGCACAGGCGCCGGUACCGGAGGGGCAGAGCCCCGCCCCCGCCUUGCGGAGCCGCAUCCACGAGCGCCUUACGCACCUCCACGCUGCCUGCGCCCCGCGCCGCAAGGUGGCGCUCCUCUUGGAGGUGUGCAGAGAUGUCUAUGCGGGCCUGGCUCAGGGCGAGAACCAAGAACCCCUGGGGGCCGACGCCUUCCUGCCUGCGCUGACCGAGGAACUCAUCUGGAGCCCGGACAUUGGGGAGACGCAGCUGGACGUGGAGUUUCUUAUGGAGCUCUUAGAUCCAGAUGAGCUGCGGGGAGAGGCUGGGUACUACCUGACCACGUGGUUUGGGGCGCUGCACCACAUUGCCCACUACCAGCCCGAAACAGACCGCGCUCCCCGGGGGCUCAGCUCCGAGGCCCGCGCCUCCCUGCACCAGUGGCACCGCAGGCGGACGCUGCACAGAAAGGAUCAUCCCGGAGUCCGGGCCAACCUGCCCUUUAAGGAGCCAUGGGCAGAAGAGACUGUGCCAGGGACCAGUGACAACUAGGGGUUUCACACCCCUCCGCACACCCCUCCGUUCAUGCCUGUAAUCCCAACAUUUUGGGAGGCCAAGGUGGGAGGAUUGCUUGAGCCCAGGAGUUUGAGACCAGCCUGGGCAAAACAGUGGGACCCCCAACUCUACCAAAAA